This is a messenger RNA of Bufo bufo (common toad), 1232 nucleotides long. It is a transcript of the gene SMIM7, whose product is annotated as small integral membrane protein 7. Bases 129 to 356 code for a protein of 75 amino acids. The record is from RefSeq and is a predicted model, not a curated record. Lineage: Eukaryota; Metazoa; Chordata; Amphibia; Anura; Bufonidae. The transcript has 5 exons.
UUCCUCCCUCCGUGUCAGCGGCAGCCAUUUCUGUGGAGGCUCUGACGCUGAUUGGCUGCCUUCCUCCCCCCGGGAGCCGGAAAGCGGAAGCGUGUGUUUACCGGUGAGCUGGCUGCUGCUGUGGCAGGAUGAUCGGGGACUUAUUGCUGUUCGGGACACUGCUGGUGAAUGCUGGAGCUGUGCUGAACUUCAAACUAAAGAAAAAAGAAUCCCAGGGAUUUGGAGAUGACCCUUCGGAGGCCACUGCAGGUGACAAUAUUCGAGAAUUUCUGCUCAGCUUACGCUACUUCAGGAUUUUUAUCGCCAUGUGGAACAUUUUUAUGAUGUUUUGUAUGAUUGUGUUGUUUGGUUCCUAAAUAAUCAUUGUGGACCAAGGAAUGUAUAUGGAUUUUUCAACCCUAUAACCUUCAACAAGCUCGGAUACUCACCCUCAGACUCCAUAGCUAUAACUACGCCUAGUUUUUUAUGCAGAUAAUGGUGAUCUGUAGAUUUCUAUAUUGGACUAUUAUUGGACUAUUCCGUGACAUUAGCACCAAAAUAUCAAUAGAGACAAUAUAUGGAAUUUCUGGCCAUUGCUAAAUAUAAUGGUAUUUUCAACUGCUGCCAGAAACGAUAUGAUAUAUACAAGUGAUAUAUGAAAGUGUAUUUCAGAAGCACCAACAUUUCCCAUAUCUUAACCACUGGUGAAGGUCUUCCUGAAGAUGGCAGUAAAUGGUGAUGUUCUUUAUAUAAAUGGUCUACACAACUAGUUUAUGUAUCCGUGCAUUGAUGUCAUACAUUUUAUGUUUCCGACAUUAUUACUCCACAUGUCUUAUGUAUAUGUCUUAUAAAAGAAGUCCACCUUACGAUGCUACAAGUCGGUGAUCUCAAAUCUUAACCCAUUAGUGACUGCCCAGAAGUAUUUUACUGUGGUCACUAUUGGGCUUUGAACCUGCAUAUAAGCCUUUUUACAGCAGUAUAGGUUUAGCCCAACUGCUCUAAUGGCUAGAGUCAGAGAAAUGGCAACAACAACAAAAAAAUCUACUUUCUACUCUGAAAAAGUUUUUUAAAAUUGGGGGAAAAAAUGGAAAAAAUAAAAUCCCCACCACAUUUGGUAUUGGCGCAGCUGUAUAGUUUCGAACUAUACAAUGAUCACAUAAUGUAUCCUGCACAGCGAAUGUCCUAAAAAUAACACUAUUUCAGAACUGUUUUUUGCUUACAUGCUAAUUAUACUGUAGUGAGCACAGUAUAUA